Molecule: messenger RNA, 309 nt
Organism: Trypanosoma grayi
Lineage: Eukaryota; Euglenozoa; Kinetoplastea; Trypanosomatida; Trypanosomatidae
Product: putative UDP-Gal or UDP-GlcNAc-dependent glycosyltransferase
Exons: 1
Coding region: 1-309 (102 amino acids)
Source: RefSeq, a predicted model, not a curated record
AUGGGGAUGUGCUUCACUCUUGCGAGGGAUGUGGUGCAGCAGCUUGUGUUGUUUGAGCCUGUGCGACGGCUGGUGUAUUCACCUUAUACGAAACAACGAUUGAACGGCUAUCGCUUUUAUAACACGCAGCAUGACGACGUGAUGGUGGGGCAGGAAUUGCGGCUGGAGGUGCGAUACCCAGCACUGGUGGCUGUGGAGGAUUGCCGGAGCCGGUUCCAUAAUGCCCAUAAUGGUGAAGGACGCCUUCUUGUGAUGCCAGUGUCUUUUUUUUUUUUCAUGUGCCACAUGAAAAUAAAUACUUCACUAUGA